Molecule: messenger RNA, 1303 nt
Organism: Pecten maximus
Lineage: Eukaryota; Metazoa; Mollusca; Bivalvia; Pectinida; Pectinidae
Product: mannan endo-1,4-beta-mannosidase-like
Exons: 8
Coding region: 107-1255 (382 amino acids)
Source: RefSeq, a predicted model, not a curated record
AAAUGUUCUUACUGAAAAUAUAUAAAAGACCGCAGUAAAAGAUUGAAACGGGAACACAGAUUUACAAGAAGUUCGGACUUAACAAUAAGGAUAUCCUUGAUCCAAGAUGUUUGUAACUUUGCUAGCACUAGUAUUGACAGUUUCUGCACACGCAGUCGACGGCAAGCUGUACGUGUGCGGGAAAAGUUUCUGCUUCGGUCAGGGCACCAAGGUUUUCCUGUCGGGAGUAAACAUGGCGUGGGACCAGUACGGGCACGACUUCGGAAAACACCAGUAUAACACACACCACAAGUCUGAGUUCGAGUCCAUAGCCAGACGAGUCGCGGCCGCGGGAGGUAACUCCAUUCGAGUAUGGGUACACACGGAAGGGCAGAUUUCUCCGAAGUUCGACAGCCACGGAAUGGUGACGGAUACAGAUGACGGUCAUUCCCUUAUCUCAGCCCUACGGGGCUACAUCCGAUUCGCUCGCACGCAGAAGUUGUUUGUCUUCCUUUGUCUGUGGAAUGGCGCAUUAAAGCAAGCCGGUAAUGAGCGUCUUCAGGGUCUGGUUAAGAGCACAACCAAACUUCAGUCCUAUAUCGAUAAUGCUCUCAUCCCGAUGGUCAAAGCGCUUAAGGAUGAGCCUAACCUUGGAGGGUGGGAUAUCAUGAACGAGCCUGAGGGUGAGAUUAUCGUGGGCCACCAAGACACACACCAACCCUGCUACGAUACUAGGUUCCUUCACAAUUCAGGAGCAGGAUGGGUCCAACAGAUGUACACGGCACAUCAGAUUCAGAGGUUCGUGAACUGGCAGACUGCCGCUAUCCGCCAACAUGACCAGUACGCACUUGUAACUGUCGGGUCGUGGAACCCAAAGUCCAACACCGACAACUUCAACAUGCGAAAUCUGUACAGUGACCACUGUCUCGUCACUGCAGGUAGCAAAUCUCUGGGAACGUUGAAUUUCUUCUCCACACACACAUACAGUAGUAAAACUUCUCCUACUACCUACGACUCUGUAGCGCCAUUCCGGCACAAUGCAACUGCCUAUGGCCUGAACCGUCCUUUAGUAGUGGCCGAGUUUAACCAGGUUUUGGGCGGAGGCUGGACAAUCGAUGGUCAGUUUCCAUACCUGUACACACACGGGUACGCCGGGGCGUGGAGUUGGCACGCACGAGCGAAUGGCGAGUACACGGACUCACUCGCUACCCAAGAAAAGGGCCUGCGGUCAAUCUCGGGACGAACAGGCCACGGUCACAUCCGUAUCCAAAUAUAAAUGUAAUUUGUAUAACAGAAUAAACCUAACUGCUGUUUAAUCUUUAAA